CAGGAAUUAGAGAAAAUGUUUCAAGUAAAAAUAAAAAAAGUUCGCACUAGUCGCCAAAAACCUGUUCUGCGGCAAACUCGCUAUUUACAAAAAUCGCCAACUAGGAUUUAUACUAAAUUAAGAAAAAAAGCCUUUGUUGAACUAAUGCCCGGGCAAAAACUACCUAUUUUUGAAGAUCGCAAUACUAUCCUUAUCAAUUACCGUGAGAAAUUAGUUCCUAAUCCGCAAAAAUCUCCUCGGCAACUUUUCAAACUAAAUAAGCCUCAUUCUGGACGAAAUAAUCAAGGAGUAAUUACUACUCGCCAUCAAGGAGGAAAACAUAAACGAUUUUAUCGGGUUAUUGAUUUCAAACGCUAUGAAAAGGAUAAUGUAGAAGGGAAAGUCAAAAGUAUCGAGUAUGACCCUAAUCGUAACUGUUUUAUCUCCUUAAUAAGUUAUCGGGAUGGCAGUUUUGCUUUCAUAAUUGCUCCUGAAGGGUUAAAAGUUAAUGAUAAAAUAACGAGUGGAGAAAAUGAAAAUGUUCCCUUGCGAGUAGGAAAUAAUUUGCCGUUGCGUUAUAUUCCAGUUAACACCUCAAUUCAUAAUUUAGAACUAAAGCCAAAAAAAGGCGGGCAAUUAAUUCGGGGGGCCGGCACUUAUGCGGAAAUAAUUGGUAAGGAAGAAGGUAAUAAUUAUGUAUUAGUAAAAUUGAUGUCUAAAGAAGUUCGAAAAGUAUUAGCAAAUUGCCGGGCUACCAUUGGUAAAGUGGGUAAUAGUGAGGCCAAUUUAGUCAGAUUAGGAAAGGCUGGUCGAAGUCGUUGA
Messenger RNA from Ambispora leptoticha, 801 nucleotides. The record is from the annotation of a GenBank genome assembly. NCBI's taxonomy places the organism in Eukaryota, Fungi, Glomeromycota, Glomeromycetes, Archaeosporales, Ambisporaceae.